Myxocyprinus asiaticus (Chinese sucker) is the source of this 2665-nucleotide messenger RNA. RefSeq names its product serine/threonine-protein kinase Chk2-like. Gene Ontology annotation, cellular component: nucleus; cytoplasm. The record is from RefSeq and is a predicted model, not a curated record. Gene Ontology annotation, molecular function: protein binding; ATP binding; protein serine/threonine kinase activity. The coding region runs from base 187 to 1635 and encodes 482 amino acids. Gene Ontology annotation, biological process: protein phosphorylation; mitotic DNA damage checkpoint signaling. The transcript has 15 exons. NCBI's taxonomy places the organism in Eukaryota, Metazoa, Chordata, Actinopteri, Cypriniformes, Catostomidae.
GAACGAAUCACUCUCUGAGAAUACUCAUUCUUCUGAGUCACAUAAAAGAUUCAUUCAAAAUGAACGAAUCGUUCAUGAACGACCCAUCACUCGUAAGUGGGAUUUCCCGGUAGAUUUGAUGAGGAUUCCAUGCGGUCUGAUAUAUCAGAACAGCAAAUUUGAGUUUUUGAAAAAGAGUAAAAUAACAUGUCUGAGGAACCUGGACCAAGUGGCCAAUCACAAUCCGGGAGUCAAUCCCAAACCCAAUCCCAGCCCGGAUCCAGUUCAUCAUCUGCCCCAACAUCAUCCAGUCAGGGCUCUUCUUCUGGUUCAGGGACCCUGAGUUCUGUGGAUACGGUCCCUGUCCAAGAGCUACAACCUAUUCCAGAGGACGAGGAGGACCCCCAACCUCAGGUGUGGGGCUGCAUCAUUCCCCUGGUGCAGGGCUUCAUUGUUCUGAAUUGUGUUGAAAACCAGUAUUCAUUUGGACGGGACCGACAAUGUGAUUACACGUUCAGCAACUCUGCCGUCAAAAAAACAGCACAUUUCCACACCUAUAGCAAAAAGCACUUCAGAAUUUUUAAGGAGGAAAAGCUUGUAUACAUUGAGGACCUCAGUGGAAACGGCACAUGGGUGGACGAUGAGAAAAUAGGAAAGGGGAAGCAACGGCUGCUCAGUAAUAAUUCUGUUAUUGCACUGGCAGAACAGAAGCAUCAAGUGUUCAUGUUUAUUGACAAGAUGGGCGAUGAGCAGCCAAACCUGCCUGCAGAGUUCAGCAACAAAUACCACAUUGCCCGAAAGAUUGGAACAGGGGUCUGUGGUGAAGUAAAACUCGCAAUAGAAAAGGACACGUGUAAAAAAGUUGCACUGAAAACCAUAAACAAACACAAUUUCCCAUCAAUAGGGACAGCCACAAGAAAUGCAGAAAGGGAAAUAGAAAUUUUAAAGAAAAUAGAUCACCCUUGUUUGAUAAAAACAGAGGACUUCUACCAAACAGAAGAUUCCUACUACAUUGUAUUGGAGUACAUUGAAGGUGGAGAGCUGUUUGGCAGAAUUAAAGCCAAAAAACAGUUGGAAGAAGGAAUCGCUAAACUCUACUUUUAUCAAAUGCUCCGAGCCGUAGAGUACCUCCAUAAUAAUGGGAUUAUUCAUAGAGACCUGAAACCUGAGAAUGUGCUGCUGGCGUCACAUGAUGACAUCUGUUUGAUUAAGAUUACAGAUUUUAAUCAGUCUAAGAUUCUGGAAGAGUCAUCCCUGAUGAAGACACUAUGUGGAACGCCCACCUAUCUUGCCCCAGAAGUCUUCACUCAUGCAAGUACUGUGGGCUACACUAAAGCUGUAGACUACUGGAGUCUGGGGGUCCUCCUCUUUAUCUGUUUGGGCGGAUACCCCCCCUUUAACACAGAAUGCUCUACUAUGACUAUACGUGAACAGAUAAUUAAUGGCCAUUAUCGCUUCAUUCCUUCUCAGUGGAAGACGGUUUCAAAUGAAGCCAAAGAUUUAAUCAGGAAGCUCUUAAUUGUGGAUCCACUAAACCGUCUUACCGUUGAACAAGCACUUGUACAUCCGUGGUUAAAGGAUGAUGAGAUGAGAAACACAGCAAACAGACUAAUGUAUCCUGAACUGUCGAAGAAUCCACUGCACGGAAGUCUUUAGAGAACUGUUUGAUGUUACUUUGAACAUAAUUUUUUAUGAAAUGUAAAAUAUGAAAAUCAAAAUGCAUUGUUGUACCAUUUAAGAAACAUAACAUUUAUUAGAUGUUGCUACAUUCUUGCUCAUGAAAGGUGACUGUGAUAUGCAAGAUUUUUCUUUAACUAAAAACUGUUUUAAUUGGAUACUUUCAUCACAGAAACAUAAGGCACAAGAGGGAGAAGGUGAACCAUCAUCCAAGAGGAAACCUGUUCCUUGAUGUUCCCAUGCUUUUUUUAUUCCUGUUUUCUAGUGGCCUUUUUAACUCUUUCCUAUGACAAAUCCAUCCUGAACGUCUAACACAGUAUGACUCUGUAAAUACAAAAAAUUUGCACUAUUUCCUGUGUCAGCAAUAAAAUGUUUUUACAUUUUACAUAACUUCUCUUUUGAGAUUUUAUUACUUAAACCAUCGCAAACCAUGCUAAUAAAAUUAGCAAUAAUAUUACAUUUCAGGCAGAAAUCUUCCCUUACACCCCAAAUGUCUACUCACUUGACAUUUUGUAGAGUUAAAGGCAGGUCAUUAAUGUAGUGCACAAGUCUUUAACUGCACAUCAAUGUUAAAACGAUGAUCGAUAAGAUCAUUUAUUAAUCCUGCAUUGCAAAAGUUAUUUCCUUAGUAUUUUUGUCUGGUUUUUCAGUAAUACUAUCUAAACAUCCUUAAAACAAGAUUCAUUUCCUUGAAGCAUUAUUGUGUGAGAAGACUUCAGAAAAAUCCUAAAUUACAUUUCUUAUCCCAUUGGCAAAAUACUUUUUCUACUUUUAUGUGUAAAGCUAACAAAAUGUAGUGAUGACUAUAUAUGUGUGUGUGUGUGUGUGUGUUAUGUGUAUAUAUAUAUAUAUAUAUAUAUAUAUGUGUGUGUGUGUGUGUGUGUUAUGUAUAUAUAUAUAUAUAUAUAAUGUGUGUGUGUGUGUGUGUGUGUAUAAUAUAUAUAUAUGUGUGUGUGUGUAUAUAUUAUAUAUAUAUAAUAUAUACACACACACACACACACAUAUACAG